Lymnaea stagnalis (great pond snail) is the source of this 25321-nucleotide messenger RNA. The record is from the annotation of a GenBank genome assembly. NCBI's taxonomy places the organism in Eukaryota, Metazoa, Mollusca, Gastropoda, Lymnaeidae.
GUUCAGGUAUUAAGUUACAGAUAGUUAUGUCCCCUGCUAAAAAAAACAACCAGAAAAACAGUGCUAUUACCUGAAUCGUAACAUACGCCAUUUUAAAGCGGAAGUGAAGAGUGAACCCAGGUACAUGUACUAGAGGUACAGGUAGAAAUGGCUUUUAGAGACAGGCCAUUGUAAGCGGUGCAGGGGCCAUACCCUUUUUACGUGUGAAAUAUAUGGUAUUAAAAUGGAAUAAGCAACGGUUCCAUCACUUAGUAAAUAAAUACCAGUACGCAGUAUAUAAUUUUGUGCACAAAUAUUUUGAAGAACUGUUAUAGUUAUUGAAUUGACUAAGUAAAGAAAGAGUAAGAAGACUCAAAAGAGGUAAGAGUCCGGAAGUGUUUACAGAAAUUUGAAUUUUAAGUUAACUAUAAAUUAACUCAAACUUGCUAUGUUGAUCAUAAUCAUGGUUAUAGAAAACUAUUAACAAUUUCACGUACAAAACUUAAAAAAACCAGACCUAAUUAUUAUAUACUUAUGAGUAAUACUAAUACAUACUUAUAUAAACGUAUUAUUUGUAAUAAGUAGUAAUUACUAGGGUUAGCCAGGCUAGUCAGUAUUAAAAAUUAAAACUAUUAUUACAAUUAUUAGUAUUUAAAAGUAUUUAAUAUUUAGACUAGACACUAGUAGUUAGUAGUACUAGUCCUCCUAGGUCUUAUGGAUUUUGUACCAAACUGUCCAAGGCACACUAACUAAUCACUAUAUAAUAUUGUUAGGCAAUCUUAUGCCUAUUUUUUAAGGCCAUGCCUAUUUAAUGCAGGCUAUUACUAUUAAUAUUCUAUUAUUAAUACAAAUUAGUGUGAUUGAUGAAUGAGGCAAUUGUAAAUACAUAACAUAGUCAAAGUGUAACCUACUAACUAAGACUAAUCUAAUGUACAGAGAAGGAAGUAAUCUACCAUUUUAGUGAAAUCAGUGUCAAUUAUUAAAGCAUUGUGUUGUUUUGGGUCUGAUGUAAAUACUAAAUAUGUAAAAAAAUGUUGGCUACUAUACUACCAGAAAUACCAGACAGUGGAGAGAAGGCCACCGGUUUUUUUUUUGCUGGCAUUUAAAAUGUACGAAAACUCUUUUGUGGCCGAUAAACAAUACUCGGUUGGUCCCAAUGAUGCAGUUACCGGUGUCCACAUGCAGAAUGUAGAAAUUAUGUGGAUGUGUGCAAACUUAAAAGACAGUUUGGCACCAGCUGUGCUCCUAUCACUUCUUAUUACCUGUUUGCUUACAUAAAUUCUUUUCAUAUAUUUGAUUGUUAAAAUUUUUCUAUUUUAAAAGUUUUGUCUUGGAAUAUUAUACAUGUGCUGAAAUUAAUUUGUACAAUGUCAUUUAAAAAAAGAUUCCCCUUUAUUUGGAUCAAUAAAACCAAAAAACAAAAGAAUAACGGUAAAAUAGCACUUCAAAUCCAAAAACAUGAUUUUUGAAAAGCCAGUGUUGAAGUGGUAGAUUACUCAUAAGGAAUUAAAUCGGUGGGCCAAGCUAUAAUGAACACAACAAAUAUCCCAAUAGCUCUGCUAUGGACCCACCAAAUAUCCCAAUUCACAACCCACACUCCCCCACUUAAUUUCACUCCCCCGUUAAUGUUCAGGGAGUGGGGAGGGAGGACAGCAAAGCAGCAACUCCGUAAUGACUCCAUUAAUUGUGGACACCUGGCUGCCCUGAAAUGCCAAAGAUAGCUUCACAUUAAGGAGUGGAUGCCAUGCUGAAAUGGUCACUAAUUCUGGUUCCCAUGACUGCAACUAGUUCACCAACCCAGGAGCAAGUAGUAACCCUGUUUGUUGGUGGUUGGUCAACCCAGAUGGGGUAAGCCUGCGAUAAAUAAAGGGCCCAUAAAUAUAUAUAUAUAUAUAUAUAUAUAUAUAAAUACAUAUAUAUAUAUAGUCAAAGAAACACUGACUGCGGAUAAGCAGAAGAUGAUAUUUCAUAAACCAGUGUCUGCACUCCUUGAUCUAGGCCUUACGUCUUAUGAAUAAAUUAUAUCAAGAAAUGGCAUUGGUGCCCCAAGUCUUUAGUGUUACCAAAAAUUUUUUGUACAAUGAUUCGGUGCACAGCUUUCUUUCCAAUUUAUUCCAAGAAAAAUAUACUGAAUUAAAAGAAAUACAAUUUUCAAAAUACCACCCCAUAAUUUGAUUUUUUACCCACGUUCUCAUGGACAAAAAUGUAAUGAAAUUAAAAUGUUAAUGCAUCAUUUAAUUUUGCUAUUCUUUCAGAUCAUAAUCACCAUCUCCUUGUAGUGGCAUCACGAGAUGGAAUCUAAUUUUAAAAGUUGUGUUCUUUGGGUUUUGCUUUUAAUGAAUUUCGUUGAUGGCCAAGUAACAACACAAAGUAAGCAUAUAGUGUGUGUUUUAACAGUUACAGAGGAUUUAUAAAGAGGUUCUUAAGUUAUGCCUAUUUAAAUUACGCCAACAAUAGCUCUUCUGACAUUAUUUAGUUUAAUUGGCAAUUUUAGGGAAAAGUAAAAUUAUGGGAGAUUCAUGCCACACAAAGUUAGACCCCAUCAGUGCCACACAAAGUUUAAUCCCAUCAGUGCCACACAAAGUUUGAUCCCAUCAGUGCCACACAAAGUUUGAUCCCACACAAAGUUUGAUCACAUCAGUACCACACAAAGUUUAAUUCUGUCAGUGCCACAAAAGUUUGAUCCAUCAGUGCCACACAAAGAGAUCCCAUCAGUGCCACACAAAGUAAGCCCCAUCAGUGCCACACAAAGUUAGGCCCCAUCAGUGCCACACAAAGUUAGUCCCAUCAGUGCCAUACAAAGUUAGAUCCCACACAAAGUUUGAUCACAUCAUCACCACACAAAGACAUCCCAUCAGUGCCACACAAAGUAAGCCCCAUCAGUGCCACACAAAGUUAGGCCCCAUCAGUGCCACACAAAAUUAGGCCCAUCAGUGCCAUACAAAGUUUGAUCCCACACAAAGUUUGAUCACAUCAUUACCACACAAAGAGAUCCCAUCAGUGCCACACAAAGUAAGCCCCAUCAGUGCCAAACAAAGUUUGAUCCCAUCAGUGCCACACAAAGAGAUCCCAUCAGUGCCACACAAAGUUUGAUCCCAUCAGUGCCACAUAAAGAGAUCCUAUCAGUGCCACACAGAGUUUGAUCCCAGCAGUGCCACACAAAGAGAUCCCAUCAGUACCGCCCAAAGUUAAAUCCUAUCAGUGCCUCACAAAGUUAGAUCCCAUCAGUGCCACACAAAGUUAGGCCCCAUCAGUGCCACACAAAGUUAGGCCCCAUCAGUGCCACACAAAGUUAGGCCCCAUCAGUGCCACACAAAGUUAUGCCCCAUCAUUGCCGCACAAAGUUAGGCACCGUGUCUUGGAGCAGAUCCAAAAUCUGUAAACAUUUUCAUGUAUUUAUAAUAUGAGAAUAAUUAAGUCAUGCUUGUUUUAAAAUUUUGCCUAUGUUGGCUUUUUUUUUACUCAAGCACAUUUUGAUUUAAUAAUUAUAGAUAAUUUUGUGGCAAUUCAUGGCUGUGAGGUCCUGUAUCUUAUGCCAGAUUUUUUUUAAAAAUGGAAUUUUUUACAACACUGCCAUUCAUAUGACCUGAUAAAGGUAACAGGAACCAUGUUAUUCCCAUCUGCUAUUUGAAAAGCAUGGCUUUACUUUGUGAAGAAAAACUGACAGGGUUUUGGGGACAAUAAUUUGUUAAUAUGCUUGCAUUUUUAACUUCAAUAUUAAUAUGAGGAUUAGGCGUAUGUGAUAAGAAAUCCUGUAUUUUUAAAAAGAUUUAUUAUACUUUUCUAGAUUGUCGGAAUAAACUAUUUGUGUUCUCAUCAUAUAAUUAAUCAUGUUUGGAUUUAUGCAACAAAAUGCCAUGUCAGAUCACUUAGUAAAAGUGAAUACAUUUAUUUGUCUUAAUGAUAGCACAGGCCUCGACAGCAUUAAGGGAAAGAUACAUCAUCUGUGUUUGCUUGUGUCUUUGGUCUGUACAUCUUCUGUUUUUGCUUGUCUUUGGUCUGUACAUCUUCUGUGUUUGCUUUUCUUUGGUCUGUACAUCUUCUGUUUUUGCUUGUCUUUGGUCUGUACAUCUUCUGUUUUUGCUUGUCUUUGGUCUGUACAUCUUCUGUUUUUGCAUGUCUUUGGUCUGUACAUCUUCUGUUUUUGCUUGUCUUUGGUCUGUACAUCUUCUGAUUUUGCUUGUCUUUGGUCUGUACAUCUUCUGUGUUUGCUUGUCUUUGGUCUGUACAUCUUCUGUUUUUCUUGUCUUUGGUCUGUACAUCUUCUGUUUUUGCUUGUGUCUUUGGUCUGUAUAUCUUCUGUUUUUGCUUUGGUCUGUAUAUGUACAAUAAUCUGUUCCCCCAGUUUGAAAUUUUGUUUGCUGAUUUUUAUUGGAUUAAGAGAGAUGUGCAGUUGUCUUUCUGCAAUAUAUUCAUUACAUUUAAUUCAUAUCAAGCAGGCAUACUUAGUAAAAAAAUCUUAAAGACCAUUCUAUAGUAUAUUUUUUCCAAAAAAAAAGUUCACUUACAUUUUUUUGUUACAGCUUGUCCCUCAGACAUUGGUUGGCUUAUGUUUAGUGCUAAAUGUUACAAGUUUGUAGCAUUUCCCCGUUUGGACCAGCCUGGUGCUAGUGCAGCCUGUCAAGAAAACGGUGCUACCCUCUUGAGUGUCAACACACCGGAAGAGCAUCAGUUUGUUGCUAACUGGCUUCUGACAAAUGAUCAGAGACGGUAAUAUUUUUUCUUCUCUGUCAAAUUUUUGGUUUGUGCCAUAUGUACAAAAAAUUCAACUCGUUCAAUUACGUUCAAUUAUAAUUCAAUAAUCAGACUCACUCCACGUUGUCAACAGGGAUAUUUGGCUCACAAGUGGAAUAACAGUAAACUCAGGCAUCAGGUGGCAAGGGGAUGGCAGUAUAGGUGGUUCCUUAGAUAAGUGGAUGCCCAACACUGCAACUGUACGCAAAGAUGAUGGUUUGAGAGUAGUCUACAAUUACACUGGUAAUGAUGCAUGAUGGUAUUAGUCUGGAUUUAAAUCUAUAAACAAAAUCUGAAGACUUCUUUUGAAAUAUGUGAUCUUCAUUAUUAUAAUUAGCACUGCCAAUGAAUUAUUUCCUGUGGUAAAUGUACAGAUCUUGCAUAGAUUUGUCAUUAAUAAAUGUUUGAAACAAAAUAAAUAGUGUACUGAAAGAAAAGAUUUUAAAGAGCAAAUAUUUUACUUCAAAACAAUUAAAUUAAUAUUUGAUUAAUUUUUUAAAAAAAGAAAGGACAAUGAUUGUUUAAGAAUGUAAUUGCAUAUUUUGAAUGUUCCCAGGUGUUGAAUACCUUUGGAAUGUUGGCAAGGAUGGUGAACCAUAUUCUUUUGUCUGUGAAAUAAGUUUAGACGAGGUUUACAGGAUUGUUCAACAACAAAGAGAUUUUGGUAUUUAAACUUUUAUAUCUUAUUUUCAGGAUCAAAAUUUAGGGUUCAAUUUCUUGUAUUUGCUUUCAGUUAAUGGUGUUUAUUUUUUUCACUGGGCAGACUUUUCUAUAUUUAGAUGAAAAUCUAGUUGGAUGUCAAAUAUUACGUUCUACUAAAAUAACCUUUGGUACAGUUUCAUGAUUCUCUUUUCAAUCCUACAGAUUAUGGUUUGAAUGUUGACAACCCCACACAGGCACCCAGAGGCCCCACUUUUCUCCAAGAACCCCAAGAUACUAUUGUUUUAGGAUCAACUACUACAGUCUAUUUCCAGUGCUUAGCUCAGGCUAAUCCACAAGCCUCUUAUGAUUGGUUGAAGUUAACUAAUGACAACAGAAUGAUUCCAUUGGGAGUAUCCACUAGGUAUUUGCAUUCCACUAAUAUUUUUUUUUUAAUUAAAAAAAUUGUAUCCUUAUUUUUUUUUUUUACUUUCUUGAUAUUUACCCACUUAAUAUAAGUUGGAAAAGAACUGGGUACAAUCUUUAUUCAAGGACUGGAUAAGAGCUAUGGUUUUGUAAUCAUCCUUUUUGACUGAUGCGUUAGCUUUUUUUAUUAUAAAUUAGCCAAUCAGCCCACAAAACAAUUGUUUAUAUACCUAGCUAGUUUAAAAAGAAUAUUGAUUUUUAUGGGAUUUAAAAAAAUUCAUUUGUAUUCACCAAAUUAUGACUUGAGAAAUGUUCAAUACAACUAUUGAAUGGUAGAAUGGCCAUACUCAUGCCUGUGCUUUCAAUUUCACAGAUAUUCAUUUACUACUGGUUUACUAGAGAUUCGGAAUCCAGGGAUGGAUGAUGAGUCCACAUACAUGUGUAAAGCUAACAAUGACUACGGAACAGUUAUAAGCUCAUCUGCUCGACUCACUUUUGGUGAACUUGGCGAUUUUUCAAAUGUGAAUCCAGCACCUGUGAAUGGGAAAGAAUAUGACGGUGCCAAUCUAGAGUGUCCAUAUAUCAAUGGAAAACCAUGUAAGAUUUUUUUUAAUUUCAUAGUUUUUGUAGUAAUCUUUAUAUUUAAAUACCCUUUUCAUUAAUAAAUUGUGAAACUUGGAUAUAUAGAAAUGCCAAUUUUUAUUUUAUGCUCCAGCUCUGCGUCAAAUAUUUAUUAGAGACGUUAAUAAUAUGGUCCAGUUUAUGGUAUAAGAUGGAAUAGUAAGGGUAGGUGUAGGAUGUAAUGCAAGUGUCAUCAAACUUUUUAGACCGUGGGGCCAGUUAACCAUCACUCAAACACUGUUGGGAGCCGAACUGUAGUUUGAAAAAAAAUAUGAAUGAAUUCCUAUGCACAUCCAACUUGAAGUGCUAAAAACAGGAAAAAUUAAUACAAUUUUUAAAAUGAGGAACAUAAUCUUCGUAGUAGUAAGUACUUCAAUGCUAAAGAUAUGGUCAAUGUUUGGUUUUAUAUUCGUCAUUUCUAGUUGUAACAAGUGAUGCAUCAUGUUUUAUGCUGAUCUGACUUUAAGUUUGAACCAUGUUGAAUUUCACCAGUAACUUGAUCAGUGACAGACUGUGAUGAUGUGGUGCCCACUAAAUAAAACUUAAUAUUUGUAGCAAAUACAUGUCUGUAAAACAAAGUGACUCCAGAUUGCAAUAUAAGCGUCGGUAAUCAAAUAUUAGAAGUUAACUUUUUUUUUACGCCAGCUUAACUCGAUCCCACUAGGCAAUGCAAUUCCAGUAGUUGUUUUAUUCAAUAUAUAUACUGUAUGUUUAUUUAUUUACUAUUAGAUACUGUAUUGUUCUUUUUUGAGAACAUAUUUUAUGAUUUCAGAAAGUUCGAGGGUAAACACUUCUGGAAAUUAGUAAGGUUACUAAGACUUGAAUAUGUCUGUUAGAGCCACAUUUCUUUUGUUCUGCCAGUUCCAUUUGUUAAAUUGGAUAAAAAAAAUGUCAAUGUCAACAGAAAAUGUGUGUUGGAAAAGCUACGAGUCCUAUUCAUGGAGAUGAAUCUUUAUUUUAUUAAUUUGAGACUCCUAUUGCAACCUAUCUGGUUGAGAAAACAAUUUUUUUUCUUCUGGUUUCUCCAUCAUCACGUUUUGAGUUUUGUGGAGAGAUGGCAAAAGUUUUCCUCCUUUAACUUCUUUCUAAGGAGAUUUAACUUUAUUUGAAAGGCUUUUACAUGUGAAUGCAUAUCGCUGAUGAGCAUUCCCUUUCCUUAAAGUUGCACGUUGAAAUUGUUGAGCAGCUCUGUUACAUCUAGAAAGGUUAGGUGCCAUUUCUAUUCUGUAUCUUGAGCUCUGUUUUUUUUCAAAAGCAGAUUAAUUAGACACAAACAAUUUGUGUCAAUAAAACAAUAUAUGUUCAGCUUUAAUAAUAAUAUUACAUAAUACACAAGUAAACAUUUCGGCAAAUGCCUUCAUCAGUAUAACAACAAAACAUAAAAUAAGUAUAAAUUGUCUGUGUCUCAUUAAUCUCUUUUAAAGCUUUAUCGCAGUCCAACACUCUUAUAAUUAGUUAAUUUUUCAAAAGCAAAAAGGCUGAAACCUGUUUAAGUCAUAACAACAUGUUGAAACUUGACCUCGGCUGACCCAUCAGUGUGCUACCGAAUAUCUAUAUAGGCAACAUUUAGAUCAGACAGAUAUUCCAGAAACUGUCUUAUAUUGUAUAUGCACAACUUGUCGUGUAUUGCAGAUUGAAUCACUUUUAUUGGCAUUUUCACAGGUACUUGUUCACAACUUAAAAACACGGGUACUAUUACAGCUGCCUUAGAUUGGGGACCCAUGAUAUAAUGGGACAUUGGAUUGGUUGGGGAAAGAUUGAAGUUGGAUUGGUUUACAUGCUUUUAAAUCUAUUGCACUGACUAGUAAAUUGACAGGUUUCAAAUGUAACUGCUUUGCCACAUUGCCCGUUAUUGAUUAUUGGGACACAAAUUAUGCAUUUUUAAAAUUAAUUUUACUUUGAAAUUCCUAUUUUAAUUACAAAUGUAGGUUAUUUAUUAUAUUAUAUUAGUUAUAAUACACACAGUUAAAGUGCCACCAUUUGGAUUUGAUAGAAGUAAGAGUAAUUAUUAUAUAAGCCCCUUUUAUUCAGUAUUCAUCAAUGUAAAUUUAUUUUCUUUUACGGCACCUAAUAAUGACUUCAUAGAAGUCACCACCACAAUUAAUCUCUUCACAGCCACUUGUAUUUGUAAGAGUUUUUUUUUUAUGUUAUUAAGUUUAUGAAUAUUUACUUCUUAUUUUAAUGAGCAUUUUUUUUUUUUUUUUAAAUUCAGAACUUUAAUCUUCAUUUGUUAUCAAUUUGUUCUUCUUUUUCCCCACAGCCAAAACUUACCAGUGGUACAAAAACAAUUUUUUAAGUUUUAUAUUGUAUUUGUAAGAGUUUUUUUUUUAUGUUAUUAAGUUUAUGAAUAUUUACUUCUUAUUUUAAUUAGUUUUUUUUUUUUUUUUUAAAUUCAGAACUUUAAUCUUCAUUUGUUAUCAAAUUGUUCUUCUUUUUCCCCACAGCCAAAACUUACCAGUGGUACAAAAACAAUUUUUUAAGUUUUAUCAGGCCAGAUUUCCAAACACACACUUUCAUUUCUGCCAAUGGGAAACUUUAUUUUUCUGAGCUUGCUCCUUCUGAUCAGGGAACGUACUACUGUCUUGUUACACUGUCAAAUUUUGGUCAGAGUGGUAACUAUAUUGGAGCAUCACAAACAGAGAGUAGAACAAGUCUUGGAUUUAAUUUGAAUGUGCAAUCUGCGGGGGCAAGUCGGUUUCAACCUAUUAUUCAGAAUGAAUUUAUAUUUGUUUUUCCUGCAACUCCGACAAAAGGGGGGAAUGUCAGGCUGGAAUGCUUUGCUUAUGGCACUGGGCCUUUAAAGUACACAUGGUCUCGUGAAGGUGGGCGGCCCCUUCCAAAUGGCUAUGCCUUGGAGAGCAGUGACCGUAUUCUGCUGCUUAAAAAUGUAGAAUUAGCAGACGGUGGCAAAUACACAUGCAAAGUGUUUAGUUCUGCAACAAACCUCCAGGAUACCAGGACAAUGGAUUUGAAGAUCCAAGCCAAACCUUACUUCACCUACCCGCUUACUCAUCAACAUGUGGAUGUUGGGAGUCGUCUGACAUGGCAUUGUGAGGCUGCAGGUAGACCGACACCUACAUAUCAAUGGUAUAAGAAUGGAGAGGUCUUGAAAUCUUCACCAGGCAUUACUGUAGAUGUUAACACAUUGACUAUUACGACUGUAGAUGGGAAGAGAGAUAAUGGGAUGUAUCAGUGCGCAGCAUCAAACUCUUAUGGAACUACAUUCAGUACAGCACAGCUACGCGUUUUAGGUAAAGAAUAUUUUUUUUUUUAAAAAUAUAUGCUGAAUCAGCUUUAAAAAUAGUGUUGUAGAAAAAGCAUUUUUAAAAUUUUUAUUAAAUGAAUUCAUAACUUGAAAAGUAAUUUAUGUUAAAAGUUUUAAAUAAAAUAUGACUUCAAAUCAAUGCGGAUGAAAAUGUGCAUGUUUCAAACAUAUUUUACUUUCUACUUAGUAUCAAAUUAAAAUUUUGCAUUGUUUCUAUUUUAACGUUUGCCUUAAAAUAUUUUAAUAAUAUAAAUUAGGUGCUAGAUCAACUCGGUCAUGAUAAAACUUUCAAAACAUUAUAUUUGUUGCUUUACUAUAGAGAUAUUCAAGAUUGCUAACUAAAUUGGUCCCCUUUUUCAUGCAGAGAUUAAACCAUCUUUUGAUAAAACGCCUAUGAUGAAAACACAGUCUGGGGCUGUCGGUGGAAAUGUGACAAUUAUUUGUGAUCCUGUGGCGGCACCCAUGCCUACAUAUAUUUGGUUGAAAGAUGGGAGCAAUUUAAAUCUCCAGCCAGGUGUUUCUAGUGAAGGUGACCAUUAUCGUAUGUUGCUUAAUGGCAACUUGCUCAUUCAGGGUCUACAAACUAGUGAUCAGGGGAAAUAUACCUGUCAGGUGGAAAAUAAAGUUGGAAAAGCUGAAGAUUAUACCAAUCUUAGGAUUUUAGGUAUGGAAUUGUUAACAGAUUAAUCUUAUCAAAUUACAAUUAACAGUUCUGUUGCUAUUAAAUUCAUUUUCUUUAAAAAUUAUUUGAGAAGUUGAACAAUUUCACCCAUGAAUAUUUUAAACAAAUUCUUCAGAGCGUACAGUUUUAUCUCAAAGUCCAAGUGAUCAGAGAGUGGAAGUCAACCUUACAGCAACAUUAUUGUGUCAAGCUUCAUACUCUCUUCAAACUGAUAUGGUUUAUGUUUGGAAGUUCAAUGACCACAUCAUUGAUUAUAUUAUUGAGCCUGAGUAUCGCCAGGUAGAAAUCUUUAUACAAUAGUUAUAAUUUUUUUUAAAUGCUGGUGUGACAAGUCCUAUUAAAUCAUAUUUUUAUUCUGGGUUCAGUUAAAUAAAAUAGGUCUGGGUUAUUUUAUUUCAAAUAUGUUGCUUUUUGCUAAGCAUCAAGAUGAACAAUCACAAUAAAAAAAUAUUGGCUUGGAAGAAUUAAGUUAGUCACACUUUCAUCCAUGCAGAAGAAGCCUUCUAUGGUGAUACAUUAGGCGAAACAGUUAACUUUUUGAAUAGUAAAAUUUGUUAGACUUAAACAAGUUAUAAAAUAAUAAAUUUCCUAUUUCUAAUAUAACAAACUUUUAGGGUGAAGGAAAUCAAAGGGGGUCACUGUACAUUAUUGCCACCCAAUACAAGAACGAAGGAAAGUACACAUGCAUACCUACUACUGGAAUGGAUCAACUGUCUGCUUCAGCUUAUGUCACUGUCAUGGGUAAGUGUGUUCUUAUGCAUUGGCUCUUAACCUAUUUUGUAGUGUGUGCGUUUGUGUGGGAGACCAACGUGCCUUUAGUUUUUUGAAACAAGAAAAAAAAAACUGCUCUUUUAUAUCUGUUACCGGCAAAGUGUGAAAUCCGGCAUUAUAUAGAAUGCCUAGGUGUUAUAUAGAAUGCCUGAAAAUUGUUGGCAAAAAAUGAAAUGGUUCAUAUUACACACAUUUCCUAGGCCUUCUAUAUAAUGCCUAAGAGCGACCCGGCAAUGUUUAGAAUACUCCGCCAUUAAUGUUUGAUUCUUUGCUUGGUGGUGGCGUGGCGAUUGCGACACACUUGCUUCGUACUCCCGCCAAAGACGCUACACCUAUUGUUUCAAGAUUGCUGCCGAGAUGUUGUAAGAUCAGAUUGUAGCUUUAGAUCAGGAAUCACGGUAUGUUUACAUGCAACGGCGGUUCUACAAUGGACUUUCUCAUUUACGAGCCAAUACUGCUAAAAACUGCGUUUCUCUAACGGAAACUAGUUACCAAAAAUUGGUGGAUGAUGUUAAAAUGGCUUGGAUGGCAACUCCAAGAAGAAACCACGAGACUAUUUGCUGCUGAAAUGCGAUGAUGUAAUGGCGGUAGAGAACAAAAGUAAGUUGAUCUAUCCUGUUAAAGAAGGCGACAGUGCUAUUCAGUUCUAUGUCACGGAUUCUGAAUUAUUUGACGUACUUGGAGAGGCUCAUUUGGCCGUGGGACAUGGAGGAAGGGACAGAAUGUUGAAAGAACUUUGACACAAGUAUAAGACCAUUACACGUAAUGAUAUUGAACUUUACCUCCACCUUUGUGAGUCGUGCCAGAAGAAGCAAAAAGGUGUCAAAAAGGGUGUUGUGGUGAAGCCUAUGAUUUCUUCUGAAUUCAACUCCCGAGGUCAGGUCGAUCUUAUCGAUUUUCAGUCCCAUCCUGACAGGGAAUAUAAAUUUAUAAUGGUGUACCAAGAUCAUUUCACAAAGUUUGUGGUUCUGAGGGCUUUAACAUCAAAGAGGGCGGAAGAGGUAGCCUACACACUAGUGGAAAUAUUUACAUUGCUUGGAGCUCCAUCAAUUCUACAGUCCGAUAAUGGCAGAGAAUUUACCAACAAUGUGGUGAACAGCCUAAAAGAGAACUGGCCCAAGUUGAAGAUCAUCCAUAGUAAACCGUGCCACUCACAAAGCCAGGGCAGUGUCGAAAGAGCUAAUCAAGACAUCGAAAACAUGCUAUGUGCUUGGAUGCAAGAUGAAAAAACUGACCACUGGGCUGAGGGAUUACGAUUCAUCCAACUUAUGAAGAACAGGGCCUUUCAUUCUGGGAUUAAGAGAACGCCUUAUGAAGCCCUGUUUGGCUGCAAAGCUAAAGUGGGCCUUGCAACUUCUUCCAUACCCCCUGACGUUUUGACAUACAGACUGAGGAAGAACUCGAAAAAAUAAUAAUAAUAAUAAAGUUUAUUUGAAAAACACGCUUCAUCCCCAAAAGCUAGAAGCGUGGUACAAAGUCAACCAUAUUAAAAAGAGAAAUAAAAACAAUCUAAAAUUCACCACAUUUAAAAACAGACACAACAAUAUAAAACUACUUACGAGCAUACCAAGUCAAAAUAAUAGAAAGCGUAAAACAACACAGCAGGAAGAUGCAAGAUACAGAGCCUACUAUACAGAAUACUGAAGAGAAUGUUGAUUGUGACGUCAUGGUUACCGAAUAGCCUUCCACUUUUGGUGUUUGUUGUGUCUGCUUAAAAGAAAGCAGCGUUGCCCAUGCAUGCCGAAACUGUCACCGUAAUGUUCAUGUGAUCUGUGGGCAAGCUGCUAAAGACGAUGGAGAUGAGGAAAUAGAAGGUUAUGGUGUUGGUAUUUUGUGCAGCUUGUGUUUCAAGAUAAAGAGAGCUAUAGAGGCAAGAAAAGAAUCUAAAUCGAAUCUUGAAAUCCAGGCCAAAAAAAAAAUGAAAAUAAACUCUGACAAAAAAUUCCCGCCACUGCGCGAGUUCCUAUUCAUGGCGUUGACAAGGGACGGGGUGACUCGCGCAAUCUGUUGGCAGUUGUUAUGGCAGAGACAGAAGAUGGCUUUUACCGACUUGGAAUUGCACAAGGUUCGAGAUCACAGUUCGCUGUAUGUCCAAAAGAUUUAUUGAGAGUUGAAGACGUCACUGCCCAUGAAAUACCUCUCCAAACUGAUGCUAUCUCUCAGUCAACAGGAAGCGGUCAAGGAUACAUGAGGUGUAUGUGCAAGACCAGGUGCCAAAACAUGAAGUGUCUUUGUUUGAAAAAGAAAAUUGCAAUUCAAAAUGCCACUCCAGCCUUACUUGCUUAAAUAGAAGCUCGAUGCCACCUUUGCUUUUCGGUUUCAUUGUUAUCUUUUGUAUUCUAAUACAUUUUUCCGAUAAAAACAUUUUCUUUACGCUCUUUUGAAACUUUGCCUGAAGUAUAUUUGUCAUUAUAUAUAAUACCUAGGCAAUGUAUAAAAUGCCUAGGCAAAGUAUGUAAAUUAAUCACGAAAAUAAAAUAUUUCAUACUUUGUCUAAAACUGCCUGGCAUUCUAUACAAUGUCUGAAUUUCACACAUUGCCGGUAACAUACAUCAAGUCCUUUUUUUUUCUCAAUGGACCAUGAAAAUAAAAAUUGUCAUUAGAUUAUUACAUUUCUAAUGUCAGAUCCUCUAGAAAAAAAAAUAGAAAAAAGUGUUUAUUACAUUUUUUAAAUAUCUUUUAUGAUUGUUAAUUUUCUCAGGACCACCUGGUGAACCAGCGGGUGUAUAUGUUCAGACAAGAUCCCUUCCCAAUACGAAUGAUGCUGCUACAGAAAAUAUCAACCCUGAUACCACACGAUACAUUGUCUGGACUGAUGGAGAAGACCAUGGAAGUAUAAUUACAGAUUACUUUGUUGAAUUUCGAACUAGCUAUGACUCAAAAUGGAGAAUACAUCCUGAUGGAAACAGUAAGUUAUUUUGGUUUAAUUUUAUAUAAAUACAUAAGCAAAAAUGACUAUUUGUUGAGAAAAUAUUGACUUCCUUAAAACCAACACCUUGCAUCCACAUGGAAAAGUAUGUUCUAUUCAGAGAUGAAAUGUUUGAAAUGCUAUAUUUGAUAUUUUAUUUUUGAAUGCUUGUAUAUCAAGACUAAGUUUGAGAAAUUUGAUCUUCAAAACUCAUAAAAUUAAACUGUUUUACCAAAAAUAGUGAAUAAAAUUGUUGAUUUUAUUAUAAAUAUAAUUAUAAAUAAUCAGUCUCAAAGUUAUGAACUACUGUAAAUAAGCUUAAAUAUUAAACAGGAGAAAGUUGAGAUUUAGAAAAAUUAGCUCAUUAUAAUUAACCUAUUUAUUUCAGAUAUUCCAAAAUUCAGUACCAUAAAUGAGCAGUAUCCUGAUAAAAGAUUUGUUCGCUUGACAAACCUCAAAGCUGGUGCUGGAAUACAAUUUAGGGUCAUGGCCAGAAACAGUUUUGGAAUUGGAGUUCCCAGUCUUCCUACAGGUUAGGGAAAUUUAACUUGGUAUAGUCACAAGAGAGAUCUAUAGUCUUACCUUUAUGAACAAUGAGCAAAUGGAGGAAGUAGAAAAUUCCUUUAAAAAAAUAUAUAUAAUUAUUUAAUAGAUUAUAUGCUGAAUUCAUUAAUAAGACUGUAAAGCAUGUUCUUAAGGUACAGUUUUUAGGAUUAUUUUUACCUUUAUAAUUUUAAAUAAAUAAUAUUUUAUUUAUCCCUUGUUCCAGGAAUGACUCAAAUUGUUGAUGCCAAACCAACACAGACUGUUACAAAUGUUCGUGGCGGUGGUGGUAGUGUUGGAGAUCUGACUAUUGUUUGGGAUGUAAGUUUUAAAAAUCUCUUUGGGGGGGGGGGGGGGGUUGUGCCGUCUUAUGGCAAGGACCCGCUGGGCACUGGCCCAGGGCCUCACAUUCUAGGAGACUCACUCUUUUAGAGGAAUCAUGCUUUACAUAUUGUUAAUGAAUGUAGGAUCUAGACAAUUUAAUUUGAUUAAGUCACAGGACAGCACAUUUCCCCAUUUUAACCCACGGUAUUAUAGGUACAUUCCAAAAUUAAUAUUAAUGUGAAUCACAAAUUGGAUUCUUUUUAAACUUUAAGGAGAAUAACUCUCGUCAACGAGUUGUACUUCUUCCAGAUAUCAAUCAAAAGUUAAAAUAUAGUAAGCAUUUGUGUUUACCCCACUGCUCAGUACUCAGUAGUGAAAUUAGUUGAGAAAAGCAGUGCCCUCUUAAGGCAUGGGCUCACUGCGCACUUGCUCUGGUCUCGCGUCUUUUGGCAGGCCUCAUGCUCGACAGGGCCUCAUGCUCGACAGGGCCUCAUGCCUCUAGGAAACCUCACGCUUCUAAGGGCAAUAUGCUGCCACUAUUUUUAGUGAAUAUUGGAAUAUUUGUGGCAAUUUCUUUUGCUUUCAAAUUGAAAGUGGCAAGACCGUUGUAGCAGUUUAUUUAAACAAGUUUUUCGAUUCUCACAUCAAAUUAAUUUUUUGGUACUAGCUUCAGAAAUUUUUUGGGGAUAAUUUGAAAAAAAUCCAUUAAUUAUUUUCUUGGUGGGGAUUUGCGGGAGUGAUUAAUCAAAAGAUUUACAAAAGACACCAAACUUCAUUCUUUAGUAAAAGUAAAUGAAGAAAGUUAUAGUAGUUACAAAUUUGAAAUAAAAUUUUUAAGUUACUGUAGAUAAAUAAUAUUUAUUAAUAUAUUAAAUAUGAAUGUGAAAUCUUUGGUAAAUUUUAAUAUCUCCUUAUUUUUUUAUACCAUUUAGAUCCAAUUUAUUUUUAAAAAUUACCUGUUUUAUAUAGCCAUACAAAAUCUAUAGACCUUUUACUUUUAUACACUAUAGUAUUCUUUCUCAUUUUUUUAUAACUGUAUAUUUUGGGAAAUCCUAAUUAAGUUUUUAAUUAAAUCUAAAAUGAUAAUUAUCAUUCAAACAUACUAAUAGAUUGUUUGUCAUUUUUUUAAAUUAGCCAUAAAUUUGUUUGAACGAAAUUUUUAAAUUUUAUUUAUUUGUGUUCCUUCGUAGCUGAAUUUUUUUAAACAAAUAAAUUGUUUAAAAAUAAAAUUCUGAAACAACAUAAUAUUUAGAUACAACUAGAAAUAAAAGGAAUUGUGUUAUCCAUGCAUGGUCAAGGGAACUUAAAUUUCAACUAGCAUCUUUUCUGUUGCUAUCCGGUUUAAGUGUAGAAUGAUGCAAAUUCAUUUUAUGCACCUAAAUGCAUCGGAUCAUUUUUACGUUAUCAAAGAUUUUAUUGGGAUGGGCUUACUGAUACCUCUCUCCAAACUUUACCCCCGAUUUCGUUCGGCCCCCUCAGUCUCUUCUCCCUCCAAAAUUAAAUAAGUUUUAAUAAAUUAACUUGUCGACUAUUAAUAUUUCACACAGCCUCUUCCUGUAGAAGAUCAUAAUGGACCUAAUUUAAGGUACAGGGUUUCAUGGAGAACACUAGAAGCAGGUGCUCAAGCAGAUUCUUCCAAAUGGAGAAGUGUAAGUUUUUCUUACUUUUUUCGUGGUGUAUAUUUAAAAAUGUUUAAGCAUCCUUAUUAUAUGAGUAUGUAAAGUGGCUAAAAAGUUGUGAAAUUAUUUAAACCAGAACAAAGCAUUCUUAACUUCAGCUUAAUAAACGUCAUUCUCACAUUUAAAUCAAUAUAAAUUUUUUUUUUACUCCUUUACAAAUUAUAAUAUAAUUGUUCCUCACGUCACAUUUUUCAAAAAAAGAUUCUUUAAAAUUAAAUUCUUCAAUUAGUGAUUUCAUCAGCAAUAUUUUUUUUUAUAUUAUAUUAUCAUUUGCAAAUAGGUAUAAAGGUUCACGACAGCACAGGCUUUACUAUUGAUGGCCUCACAUGUCAUAAUUAACCCAUUCAUGUCCACAUUAAUUUCUAAUGAAAAUAUAUCAAGAUCUUUAUUGAGCUCAAAAUAUGUCCACAGGUCAUUUUUUUAAAAUUCAAGUGUUUGGGGAAAAAAAUACAGAGCGUCCUAUUGUCGGACAGUGGGGACAUAAAUGUCAUAUUAUUUUUUGCACAUCUUCAUUCUUGCAGCAUUUGGUGCAUCUAAUUUGCUUUAGGUUGGCAAUGAUAUAAACUUCACAUGUAUAUAUAUAUCAUUGAAGCUUGUUUUAAAAAAUUAAAUCCUUAAUAACACAUUGCAUGUGACGUAGCAGGUAGCAGGAACUUGAGAAAUGUUAGUUACAGUACUUAAGGAUUACCAAUCAAGGAUGAGAAAUGUUUUUAAACAAAAUGACUUAAAAUAUUUGUGUAGAAAAUUAUUGAACUAAAUUUGACAAAACCACUUUUUAUUUUGAACAUUUGAAAGCUAUUUUACAGCAAUAUAGAAUAUAAUAUAAAUAAAAUGAUGUUAACCAUUACCUCAUGCAAAAAUUAUAGAGAUCCUUGAUCAUGAUGGUCUAUCCCCAUUUGGAGUACUACAGGAUGAUAUUGCAUACAAAUACAAAUAACUUGGAGCAAUCAUUGAUGUUAGAUUUGUAAUAUUAAUAGCCUGUACUUAUGUCAAUACCAUUUUUAAUUGAAUUUUUUUUCUCAUCUUAUUUCAGACAAAUGUGACACAUUCACAAGCUUGUCAAUAUGUCCCUGAUUAUCAGACAGGUUUGGUUUAUAUGUGUAAAUAUGUGGAGCUAGUGGGUCCCCAGAUGUUCUACAUGCCAUACCAAGUGAUUGUUCAAGCCAUUAAUGACAAAGGGGAUGGCCCAGCCACACCAGUAGCCACCAUUAUGUCAGCUGAAGAAAGUUUGUAUUUCACCAAUUCAGUUUUUUGUGUGUUUGUUAUUUGUAUUAAAAGCCUCUUUAUCUGCUACAAAAUAAUGGGAAUUUUAAUAGAUCCCAGUGUAAUUAAGAGUUUCAUAUUUCGAAUUUAAAAUGAGAAAAAUUUUAUUACAUUGUUUAAAAAAUGAUUUUUUAAAAUCAAUUUUAUUACAUGUUUUCCUUCUACUACUCUUGAUUAAUUACUGUAAAAUUGUACUGGAACAUUUUGAUAUGUUUGCAGUGCCACUUGGAGCUCCUGAGAAUGUGAAAGCAAAAGUAUUUAACGGUACAGCUCUGUUAGUGACAUGGACCCCAGUUUCUGAAAAAAGAGAGAGUGCUCGAGGCAAAAUUAAAGGUUACAAGGUAAAAAGAAUUUUGUUACAACAGUGCCACCUAAACUCCUUGAUAUGCAUUUCCUGCAUGCUUCUAUCCCUGAUUAUAGGUGAAACGAUGGAACUUUCGCCUUAUUGUUUUGCAGAACAUUUACCUUAAUUACUUGUGUAUAAUUCUAGAAAUUAUAGUGUCUGAGUCCAUGUAGCCAUGGGUCAGUGCCAUUUGUGAUACCAUGGAGAACACUAGAAGCAGGUGCUCAAGCAGAUUCUCCCAAAUGGAGAAGUGUAACUGAAUGCAGGACAAUGUGGAGUUACCAGUAGCGCUAGUGUACAUGCCUCUAGCUGUACAUUGACCCAGAUACCAGGUGCACUCCGUAUCGGGAAAUUCGUUUGAAAGAAAUUUUGUCAAAAUUGAUAGACGGAAGUUUGAAGUUUGAUCGAAUGGAAAUUGGAUCGAAUUUUGAUUUCAGUUGAACCGAUCGAAUUUUCUUCAAAUUUCUUUGUUUCACUAUACUCUAUAGUAAAACAAAAUAAUGUGUUCUAAAAGAAAUUUGACGCAAAAUUAGAUUGUGUGAACAGAAAAUAAAAUUAAAUCGAAUUUCCGUUCGACCAAACUUCCCUUCAGUCAAAUUUCCAUUAGAUCAAACUUCCGUCCAUUAAUUUGCCAUCGACGAAAUUUCUUUCAAACAAAUUUCCGGUAACCGGUGCACUCACCCAAAAGAAAAAACAGCCGUUGUUUUUUUUACUGAAAUCUUACACUGAGGCACGUGCAUCUAUUGUCAGGAGGAGAGAGGACACUGAUAUAUAUUGCUGGGAUGUCACUUGAUACCAUUGAAUGGGAGAGAGUGUAGGCCUUACGACACCAGCCAUAGUUUAUUACACAGCGCAGCGCUUGCUGCUAGGUAUUAUCUAACAAAAUUAUAAAAAUCACAGAUUUUAUGCUCCCAAGUUUUACCCUCGCCUUAUCCACAAGUCAUAGCAUAUUUCGUAAGUGUUGUUGAAAAAAACUUUCCUCGACUUAUACGAAUAUAUACAGUAUUUCUGCUCACAUUUUUUCCAGCACUAGUCUGAAAUGAUGCACAGCAUUAUUAUCAGUUAACUAUUUUCUGAUCUCUAGAUUAACUAUUGGAAUAGGAGCAAUGAAGUUGAAACUCAAGCCAAGCAAAACAUAAUAGAGCUUAAACCUUGGGAGACCAACUUGAGACAAGGACUUAUCAUAGGUCUUGAGCCUGUCACAUGGUAUUACUUUAAUGUUCAAGUCUACACCUCUGCUGGAAAUGGACCUAAAAGUUCAACUUACGACCAACAAACUUUAAACAGAAGUAAGUUUGUUUUUUAUUUUUGUGAACAUAAAGCAACUGCUAGUGCAUGUAGAUUUCUUUAGUGACUAAAAAUAUUAAUUGCAUUAAAAUGUGGGCUAUGUUAACUUACACUUGUUUUUUUAAUGUAUUAUUUAAUGAACCAUUUAUUUUUUUAAGGUAAUAAAUAAAUCAUGGACAUCUAAAUUGAAUCACUGUAACCUGCACUUGAAAAACUUUGUCUUAACAGUGGCAAGUCAAUACCCAACUGAAGUGUAUGUGUACUCUAUUGAAGGAUUUGGUGUUCGUGUCAAUUUCAGAGGUAUCAGUACACAGAAAAGGGAGGAACCACUACUAGGCUACAAGGUAAAUAAUUUUUGGACGUUAUAUCUAGGCUACAGAGUUUAUAAUGUGGGAUGAUAUGUCUAGACUACGAUGGUGUAAUGUUAUUCUAGGCUACAAAGUUAAGGAUGGUGGGAUUUUAUGUUAAUGUUUCUUCUAAAAUAAUCUAUUAGAUAAAAAUUGUCCUAGUGUCAAUAAUUCUUAAAUAAACUUAAAUUUGUUUGUGUACCUCCCAUCAGGCCCAAGUCUGGAAAGCGUUUGAAAAUAUUCAUAAUGCAAGGGAAGUCAAUUUUGGACUGUCAAGCACUGGUGUAAUUCGUAAUUUAUCCUCAAGUGAACUUUAUGAGCUACGAAUUUUUGCAUACAGCAGAGCUGGACAGGGAAAGAGGAGCUCUCCGUCAGUGUACUUCACAGUUGGGGGUAAGUGGCUUUUGUCAUUUUGUUUAGUUUUUUUAAUUUUUUUUUUAUAAAUGUUAACAUUAAAUCCUCAAAAGUCAAUUCAGUGUAGCAAAAUAAAGUGUAAAGGGAUAACAAAUAAGUUUUUCUUCUAAAAACACCAUACUUAUACAAUAAAUUAAAUAUAAGAUCAGUUUUGUUAUGUAAAUAAUACAUAAAAAAGAUAAACUUAUCUUGCAUUUAAUAAAUAUUUCUAUUAAAAUAGAUAUGAUUAACACUUUAUAAACAGAUAGUUCGUAAAUUCAAUAAUUUUGUCAUACUUAGUAAAUUUAAAUACUAGAAUCAGUAUUACAACAGCUAGCAUAAUUGCCCAAGACAAUCAGGGACUGGAACAAUCUUUCAAAAGGAAUGGUUGAGGCGACAACACUAGACACAUUUGUGUCUAUUGCCUCCAGCCUUCAAACCCCUUGUGCAUGAUUUCCUCAUCAAAACCAGUAACAGAAACAUUGCAAAUCCCAUCUACAUGCAUAGGAGCCAAAAUGAUCAAUAAAUUGAUCGUGGGCCCUUAAGAUAUAGAAGAAGAAGAAGAAGCGAUAAAUUAUCUAUAAUUACAUAUAAAUUGCUAUCAAAUUCCUAAUUUGAGUCCAUUUUUGUACAAAAUUACUAUUGAUAUUUGUAAAAAGUAAAUAAUCUAAAUUUGACACAAAUCAAACAAGCUAUUUUGAUUUAAAAGUUGUAAUUUAUCCAUUUGAGAGGAUAUAAACGUUAGAAUGCAUGUGCCAUGUUGAAGGUCAUUUUGAACAGACUAAAACCAUAUGCCGACAGAAUCAUUGCUGAAGAACAGGUGGGCUUCAGACAAGGAUGGGGCACUACUGAGCAGAUUCUAAACCUCUGAAUACUAUGUGAGAAAUAUGCUCAACACCAACAAAAUCUAUACCACAUCUUUGUUGACUUCAAGAAAGCAUUUGACAGGGUUUGGCAUGCUGCUUUAUGGGCCACCAUGAGGCACUACAACAUCAACACAAACCUAACCAGCAUGAUAUGCAACCUCUAUGAUAAGGCCACCAGUGCAGUCUUCCUCAACAACAUCGGAGAAUGGUUCAAGACCACGGUUGUAGUACCACAAGGCUGCGGAGAAUGGUUCAAGACCACGGUUGGAGUACGACAAGGCUGCCUGCUCUCCCCCACCCUAUUCAACAUCUUCCUAGAGAGAAUUACGUCAGAUGCUCUGGAAGCGCAUGAAGGGACCGUCAGCAUUUGUUGCAGAACAAUCACCAACCUACGCUUUGCGGACGACAUAGACGUGCUGGCUGGGAAUGAAGAAGAGCUGGCCAAUCUGGUAAAGGGUCUCGAUAAGACCUCGUCGUCCUACGGCAUGCUAAUCAGUGCCAAAAAGACAAAACUGAUGACAAAUAAUACAACAGGCAUCACCACUGAAAUUAAGGUCGGGGAGGAAAGAUUAGAGACUGUCGGUCGCUUCAAAUACCUAGGAGCAUUAGUCUCAGAAGAAGGCUCCAAUCCUGAACUGAUGUCCAGGAUUGCGCAGACUACAACAGCACUAAAAAAGCUCAAGAAAAUAUGGAAUGACAAAAAUAUAGCCCCCAGCACCAAAAUCAGGCUGAUGUGCUCAUUAGUCCUCUCCAUUUUCCUCUAUGCCUGCGAAUCCUGGACAUUAACAGCCGAUCUUGAAAGGAAAAUAAAGGCGAUGGAGAUGAGAUGCUUCAGAAGCAGUUUUGGCAUCUGCUAUAGGGACCAUAUCUCCAAUGAUACAGUGAAAGAAAGGGUGCGUCAGGCAAUUGGGGAGUACGAUGACCCACUGGUGACUGUGAAAAAACGCAAAUUACAAUGGUACGGCCACGUAACAAGGAAACAAGAGCUUGCCAAAGAAAUAUUGCAGGGCACCACAAGAGGAGGGAGAAGAAGAGGAAGACAAAGGAAAAGGUGGGAGGAUAACAUCAAUGAGUGGACAGGACUAACACUGGGCUAUGCAGUGCAUAGUGCUGAAGACAGAUGGGAAUGUAGGAGGAUGGUUCACAUGUCAUCUGUGGCGCCCCAACGGUCCAAGGACUAAGGGACAUGAGGAGGAUGAGGAAGUUAAAUUAUAUCAUAAAUUUCUUUUAUUAUUGUUAUAAAUCAUAAUAUUGUAUGGGAGAUGGGAGUUCAUAUUUUCAAACACUGAAGAGCUCUCCAAUUAACAAGCUUUAGCCAUACUUGGGGAAGUCAAUGGACCUAGGGUUAUUGAGUGUAACCAUAUUAUUUCUUAGAAAUUGAUGACGCCGGCUAGCAGCAUAGCAUCAUCAUAGCAUCAUGCCUCCCUUUCCUUAGUUAACGACCGCGGAUGAUUGCAGACACCGCUGUUUGACUGAUAAUUGGGGCAGAAAUAAAUUUGAAAUCUAAUAUGGCUAGUGAUUGUGGUCGUAAAGUCCAAUGGUCGUCAGUUGCAUAGGUCGUAAGUCGCGCACUGGCUGUAAAUGCAGAAAUUUAGAAAUUGCUAUAAUUUAAUUUCUAAUAAACAUUGUAUUGAUUUCCACAGAUGGUCAGAUACAGAUCAAUGCUGAAACAACUGAAAUUUUAGGCGGUGUUUCAGGCAUGAAACCAUCUAUUACCAUUAUUUUGUUAUCAGCAAUUUUAACAUUUUGGAAAUUGAAGUCAUGAGUCAACAAAUUCUCUUUUUACAUUAUCUUUUCUUUUUUUUUUUACCUUUAUGUUUUUGAAACAAUAAUGCAUUCUCAGUUUGUUUGGUUAUAUAAUAAGCAAUAAAACAAAGGUCAUGGCUGGUUGUAGGCAUAAAUUGAAAAAGCAAUUUCUCAUUUUGGAAUUUAUUAGAGGUGAGGGAAUGGCUAUGCGGCACAAACAGUUAUAUCAGAUCUCCACAACUUCCUAUGGACCUCAAACUUUAUAAAAAAAUUUUUUCAACUUUCAUUAAUAAAAUAUAAAUCAAUAAUCCAACAUUUUCAUAUUCUGCGUAAACAUUUUUCCUCUUAGAAAUAAUUUUGAUAUAAAGGGACAGAAACAGGUCAGAUAUAAAUACAUAACAUUUUAUCAUCCGUCAUUAUUUUAUUGUGAUGUGUUAGCAUAUAAUAAUCAAUGUCAUUUAAAACAUGAUUUCUUCCUGAAAGGAAUCUUUUAUAGAAAGAAAACUAAAUAUUGUCCAAUAGAAUAAUCUGUUAAUGAAGCUACUUUGAUCACUUUUUACCCGACAGUGACAUUCGUUAAAACUUGUACAUUUUACUUUUAUUCAAAUCUGUAACAAAAAUGUAUAUAGCUGUAAAAUGCCAGCAUUUUUUUUUUGUAGUUCAAAUUUUGUUAUGAUGCUUCAUUGUGUUUAUUUCUUGAAUCAGUAUCUUAUUCUAAGUCUUUGUGGUUGUAAAGUGUGUGAAAGUGUGAAUUUUUGUAAAUGUCACAAAAUGGACUGCAGUUUUAAAAAAAAUUAAACUAAAAUAUCGCUAAACAUUGACACACAAAACUGAGCUCGUUAAUGGAAAAUAUUUUAGGUUUUACUUUAGGCCUUAGGCUAAUAAUAGAUGUGAAAUUAGACAAUAAUCCUUAUUUAUAUUUUGUUUCAACAUGUUUUAAUAGCAAUUCAGUUUGUCCAUGAUUAUUAUUUCUUCUUAUUAAAACAAGUUAAACUAUUUUUGUAAUUAUAAAAGAAAGGACUUGUUAUAGAAUGCAUUUCAUUUUGUUAUUGCUCCCAACAAUGACUUUUCGCAUUCCAUCAACCCUUUUUUUAUACCUUAAAUAUUUUUGCUGCAACAAAUAUAAUUUUUUUGUAACUUGAAACAAAACAGUAAAUGUUUUGUCAUUACAGUUUCAAUUACCAUAUAAAAUUUCAAUAAUACAUUAUAAAAUAAUCCAAUUUUGUUUUAAAAUAUUUUAAAUGUGUAAUAAUUGAUAAUGGAAUAAUUUGUAGUGUAUAUAAUAAUUAUAAUAAGAUCUUCUCUGAAUUUAAUCAGUGUAGCACAGUUUUAUUGUUAAUCUCUACCCCUUCACUCAAAUAUACAAAUGUUCAAGUACUUUGGUAAUCUUUUCAGUCGGCUAAUUUUUAAAAUAAAUCUUUGAAUCUUUUCUUUUCAGAUUUAUGUGAUGAUUAUGGAUUUUAAAAAAGAAAAUAAUUUUUAAACUCAAUUUCACAAAUUUCAUAUCAACUGCUUUUUGUAUGAAAAUCACCUAAUUUUUAUAAUCAACAUUAAUAAACAAACCCAUCAAUUUGUUGAGUAAGCUAAAAAUGAGAAUACAGUAAAAAGAUGUUGUUACUUGGUUACAAAAAAAUUUUAAAAUCUACAAUAUAAUCAAGAAAGAAAAACAACAUUCUUGUAAUGAAUCUGAGCUAUUGACCAGAUUCUUCAGUUAAGAUUUUGUUUCAUCAUACAAGUUUUCAUUCAUCUUGCAAAUGCUUUUGAAAAAUGGAAAUAACAAAUAUUUUUUAUUAAAAAAUGCUCAUUGAGAUGCAUUUCUUAAGAUUCAUGUCAUUACAUGUACAUAUUUAUAUCAUUACUUACUGUUAAAAUACUUUUAUUAAGAGGGAUCUGUUUAAUUUUUUAUUUUUUUUACUCAUUUUGAUCUCCACUUCUUUUACAAUAUUGCAAUAAUCUUUAUAUAAGUAAAAGUUUAUUUCAGGAAAUGUUUAUCACCCAGAAUAGUACUAGUUAAAAAUUAGCUGCUUGAUUUAGAGUUUUUAGGGGUACCAAAUAACUAUAAAAAAACACAGUACAUGACAGAGGUUUGCACAAAACAGCAAGAGAUAAGUUAAAAUUAAAAUUUGCAGUGCACUUGUUAAAAUGAACAUGAGGCACUUUUAGAAAGCGUAGAUGCAGCAAAGAUGCUGUUUCGGAACCUCUGGUCUUGGAGGUACUGUAAUAUCAGUUUGCAAAAAAUAUUUGAUUAUUUUUUCAAGUAAAAUAAAAAAUGACAAAUUUAAAUUCUUUUUAAUAAACGACUUCAUCAGAAAAAUAGAAGUUAGGGAGAAAAGUAGAAGCAGAAAUUCUGGGUAUUCAACUUUAAAAUACAAUUUGAAGAGCAUUUAUGAUUAAACUUUUAUUUUUAAUAGUUAUAGGGUAUGAAUUGUACUGAAUUGUUUUUGUGCCACUUUUAUACACAUUCCCAUUUUUAAAAAUAAUUAAAAAAUACCUCAAUAUUCAUGG